Loa loa (African eye worm) is the source of this 470-nucleotide messenger RNA. RefSeq lists its product as hypothetical. NCBI's taxonomy places the organism in Eukaryota, Metazoa, Nematoda, Chromadorea, Rhabditida, Onchocercidae. Gene Ontology annotation, cellular component: membrane. The transcript is spliced from 3 exons. The record is from RefSeq and is a predicted model, not a curated record. The coding region runs from base 1 to 420 and encodes 139 amino acids. Gene Ontology annotation, biological process: sodium ion transmembrane transport.
AUGUAUAUGUCAUCUGAUGCAAUUGAUGCAUAUAGUAUUGCGACAUUAGCCGGUGCACCAUAUGCGCAACUAUUAUCACAAUCAUUAUUUACAUGGCCAUUAAUAUUUGUCCUAUUUACUUUACCAGCAGCAAAUUUACUUAUCAAUUUAGGCUAUGUUUCGGGUGCUGGACCUGUACUAACAUUUGCUCGUAUUGCACCAAUUGCUUCCGGUAUCGGUUGGGCAUUAACAUGGUUAGCCGGUGAACGAUUAUUUAUACGAUCAUUAACAGCUGCUCAAAAUUUGAUUUAUUUAUUUGCAUCAAUACGAAAACGUUUGGAUUGGGCAAUUGAUUGUGAUCAUAGUUAUAAUGAUCAAUUCUGCAUUGAAUUAUUACGGAUGAAUGUUUCACAUGGAAAAAAUGCAACAUCAACCGGAUAAUAAUUGGCCAGCACAACAAUUUAACAAAUAUGGAAUUCGACAAUUAUCGC